Molecule: messenger RNA, 570 nt
Organism: Fusarium verticillioides 7600
Lineage: Eukaryota; Fungi; Ascomycota; Sordariomycetes; Hypocreales; Nectriaceae
Exons: 2
Coding region: 1-522 (173 amino acids)
Source: RefSeq, a predicted model, not a curated record
AUGCUGCAGCAAUCGAUAAGCGGAUCAAAGCUGCGAUCAUCCAGUGCCCCGCUGUUUCAGGCGAGAUCGUAUUACGACUUUGCCAGAGGACCAGAGCGUCAGAUUAAUUCUGGAUUAGACCAACCAACGGUGCCGCUGAUUGCUGCUGAUCGUGUGUCUUCAGAUCCAGCUACAACAAACGCCGUGUUCCCCACCAAGGACGCCCACGAUCUACUGAGCCUCCAGAAGACCUGUGGCAGCCGCUGGGAGAACUACAUCACUUCGCAGACCCAGCUGCACGUGCUUAGCUUUGAGGGCCAGUCUAUGAUUCAUAGAGUCUCCCCAACACCACUUUUGUUUGUUGUUCCCGGCAACGAUGUCCUGGUGCAAACGGCAUCACAAAUGGAUGCCUUUAACAAGGCGCGAGAACCUAAACAAUUACUCUACCUGGAUGGAUGUGGGUAUUUUGAUCUUCAUACAGGAGACUACUUUGAGCAAAACAUAAAGGUGCAAAUUGAGUUCCUUGACCAUUAUCUUAAAUAAUAAAAAAUUAGCUUCUGACAGACUUUAAAUUAUACUGAUAUUCUGCUU